This is a messenger RNA of Diabrotica virgifera virgifera (western corn rootworm), 6327 nucleotides long. RefSeq lists its product as uncharacterized. Bases 913 to 1260 code for a protein of 115 amino acids. The transcript has 4 exons. Lineage: Eukaryota; Metazoa; Arthropoda; Insecta; Coleoptera; Chrysomelidae. The record is from RefSeq and is a predicted model, not a curated record.
CUAAAAUCGGACAACAGGUUUAGGAGAUUCGAGACAUCAAAAAUCACCCAUUUUUAAGGUGUCCCAUUUUUUUGGCCAGGAAUGUAAAUUAGAGAAUGUAUGAAUUCAUCUUCAUUACUUUGUACAUAAUUGCUAAGAGUUUUUUUUAUUAAAUACAUUUCCUGUAUUUUAGAUAAUUUUCAAAAGGCCUUAAAAAAGAAAAACAAUCAGAGGAUACAUCAAACCUUGAUACCCCAGGUGAUGAAAAAACUGUAGUUAAGGUUCGUGCAAGAGUUCGACCUUCCAGAUUCAGAGAUUCUGAUGAUUCUGCUAAUGAAAAUUCCAUGAUUAGGCUAAAUCUGGAUAACUUGUUGAACAGAGUAUUUGUAUUUUUGUUAUUGUGCAAAAUUAAAUUUUCCAUAUUUCAUUAUUUUCAUUUCAUCUAAAAUUAAAUUACAUAGGAUUAUGACUUGUUAUUAUCUCUUUCCUGUGAAAUUUCUGACCUAGUAUACUUAAUUUUGAACUGAUAUUCAGAUGUGAAUUAUGUAUUUUAUUACAUAAUUACAUAUAAUUAACAAGUUUCUACAUAUUAUGUUUAUAUUUUCCAAAAUGUGUAGUAAAAGAAAGUAGAUGUGCAUUAUAUAUUAAUCUAUAUGUUUUUUAGACUGUUCAAGUACCUGCUCAACUCAAAGAGACACAACAGAGUUCUCGUCAACGAAAUACAUUUUGACACCUUUGGGAGAAAAUGCUUCUAACUUCUCCAAAUUCCAUGACACCUUAGUUGGUGCAGUUGGUAAUGAUUGUUGCAACACAAAUUUCUUACCUAUUUUAAUCAAAAUACGUGAGCAGAACACGCAGAUUCUGAAUCUAUUGAAAGGUGAUGCUGGAGAAGUCACAAGCAAUGAGUUUAAUGAUAAAUUGCCUAUAAAGUCAAUGGAAGACAUUUACUUUAUAAAUAACGAAAUAAAGAAUAAUAACGAUAAGUGGAAGUCGUUGGUUUCUUGUUUGGCCUCUUUGGGAGGAGAUACUGUUGUUUCAAGGACCAAUAGAAUCUUAAAACAUUUAAUAACAGAUAGUGUGGCGAAAGGGUUUAAUUUUAGAGGGAGGAAUGAUAAAGCAGCUUUCAACAUUUUGGAAUUUUAUAAGAUUAUUAUUUAUGUUGUUAAAAGCAAAAUAACCACAGCACAGGAAAUUGAUAUUGAACAGGCCAUAAAAAAUUGGCUAAAACAUGCUCCUCAGAGGGAAAAAGUGAGAAAUAACAAAGCUGAAAACCAAGUGUAAUCUAGAUUUUUCUAUUUCUAGAAAAAACAUUUCUGUGUGUUUUGUGUGUGUUUUGUGUGUGUGCUGUUCUGAUAUUUCACUAUUGUCAGACAGCAAAAUAAAGUUGAGUAAUAAUUAAGCUUAGUAGUAAUUAAGGUUUGUAAACUUUAGGUUAAGGUUAGGCACCUUCACCUUAGUGUAAGUUAAAUAUUUGUGUUGUAAUGUUAUAAUUUGUUUGUAUAUAGGUCAGUGUUUAAUAGAACAAUUAGUCAACAUAAUGUAUAGGAAAUCUAAGUUAAAAACUGUUACUAGUAAACGGCAGCUUAAUAGGACAGUCCAAAAUACCGGGUGGCCACUUAUAUUUUUCCCCAUUUGAACUGCCUAUAACUUCCAAACGGCUAAAGAUAAAAAUAUGCGGUUUGCGCUGAAAUAUUUUAUUUUAGUAAAAGUUUUGUUUGAAUGGAUUUGAAUUGUUUUAUAUCGCUUUUAAAUGUUUGACUUGAAAACGUUGUUGACUUUUUUUACUGAAACACCCAGUAUAUUUUUUUGUAAAUUGAAAGAACGGUCAUUUACCUAUCCAGCGAUAUAAAGUUUUUUAAAAUCGGUUGUCAAAUGACUGAGCAAUUAAUUUUUAAAAUAAGGGAUGCAAUGUGGAAAUCACAUAACAUAAUAUCAAUUUGCUUAUAGAGGAGUGCAUUUAGAUUUUCACUUCGGAAAAAAUCAAACAAGAUAAAACUUUUUGUAAUUUCAUUAAGAAAUGUUUAAUAAACAACAUAUCAAAAAGUUCUACUCGAGAAGUGGGUGCUUCAUUUUUUAUUAAACAAAUGAACAGCGAAGUUAGAUAUUUUUUUAAAUAACUCCGAAAAUAUAAUUUUUAGAAAAAACUGACUUGACCAUUGAAAAAUUCAGAAAAUUUUACAAAAAAAGCCUUAUGUAAAGAUUUUUCUAAAAUUAAAUCUCUAGCUUCUGUAAUUUUUUAUUUAUACCGCUAAAGUCACCCUUCUCACACACAUUGGCGCACUGUAAACUAGCGUUGGAAGAAGUGCACGGUUGAGUUUUUUAAUAUAACUCUUUAACUAAUGGAUCAAAAGAAAUUUUACUAAUUGGACAUGAAAGAAGUUUUCCAGCGAUAUAAAGUUUUUUAAAAUCGGUUGUCAAAUGACUGAGCAAUUAAUUUUUAAAAUAAGGGAUGCAAUGUGGAAAUCACAUAACAUAAUAUCAAUUUGCUUAUAGGGGAGUGCAUUUAGAUUUUCACUUCGAAAAAAAUCAAACAAGAUAAAACUUUUUGUAAUUUCAUUAAGAAAUGUUUAAUAAACAACAUAUCAAAAAGUUCUACUCGAGAAGUGGGUGCUUCAUUUUUUAUUAAACAAAUGAACAGCGAAGUUAGAUGUUUUUUUAAAUAACUCCGAAAAUAUAAUUUUUAGAAAAAAACUGACUUGGCCAUUGAAAAAUUCAGAAAAUUUUACAAAAAAAACCUUAUAUAAAGAUUUUUCUAAAAUUAAAUCUCUAGCUUCUGUAAUUUUUUAUUUAUAACGCUAAAGUCACCCUUCUCACACACAUUGGCGCACUGUAAACUAGCGUUGGAAGAAGUGCACGGUUGAGUUUUUAAUGUAAUUCUUUAACUAAUGGAUCAAAAGAAAUUUUACUAAUUGGACAUGAAAGAAGAUGAAAUAAGCUAUCUUAUGGUUGUAAUAAAAAGAAAUAAAAUGUAUGGACAUAAGUACGGUGUGGGCGGAAAGUGAGCCUUGCAUGAAUUUUGUUUAAAAAUGAUUUAAAAAUGUGUAACUAAUACAAUUUUACAUACAAAACUCUCAAAUUUGCACAACUUAACUCUCAAUCAUCUUACUAAACGAUGUUUUAUUAAAAAAAAAUCUCAAAAAUUUAAUUCAAAUAAUACGAUGUCUCAAAAAAUGUAAUUUUUGAAAACUUCGUAGUUUUACAGAAUUCGCAUCAUUUUAAGACGGUAUUACUCAAUUUUGAAUAAAUCAAAUACAAUUGUUUUGCUAUUUUUUUAAAGCCUGGGAUGUAAUCUUAAAAAAACACUGAAUUAUUUUAGUUUAAAAAUGAAAUAAAUAAUUUAUUUCUGAGAAAACUAAGAAAGAUAACAAAAAUGUAAUACAAAAACCGAAAAUUACCAGCUGAAAAAAUGUAUAUACAGAGUGAUCAAAACUUUUUUCUGUAAAACUUACCUAAAAUACAUUAAACAAUAAGCUUCAACAAUAUAAAUGUUCAACAAAAAAAUUUUCUUUUAGCUCUUAUACAGUAUGUUUGCGUAACUUGGAACCUAUUGAUAACUUUUUUAAUAUCAGUUUUACGAAAAAAAGUUAUUCGUUAUAACAUAUAUAACAUAAGAUGCAACCAUCAAAUAUCAAAUUUUGUUAAUUUUGUACGAGGUAUGUCAAAAAAUAUGAAUUUCACUCAAGAGUAAAGUACCUUUAUAUUUCACAAUAUCGAAAAUUUUUAUAAAGAAAAGUUAUUUGGAAUUAAAAACUAUGUUACAAUAUGUAAUUAUAUCCUUCUAAUCGAAAAUUUGUUUUUUUUUUAAAUAUUCUUUCUAAUACAUUUUAAUUUUUAAUAUUAUUGUGAAAAUUUUUGUUUAUCUUUUUUUUAAGAAUGAAAUUAUAUAUUUGUUUGAUUGGAUUCUACUUGUUUUUCAUUUAAAUAUUUGCCAUUUUGGAUCCGGCAUUUUGAAAUUUAAAUUUUUAAUAUUUAAUUCAGAUUCAACAACCUGUUAAAAAUAAAGAAAUAAAUGUUUUAGAAAAAUGUUCUUUUUAUGCUCUUUUUAGAAAAUCCGCAUUUUGGAUCCGUCAUUUUAUAGUUUAUAAUGUUAACAUUUAAGUUAGGUUUAUCAAAACACUCAAAAAUAAAUAUAUGUAGAAAUAAAUACAUUUUGUAAAGAAAUUAUGAUUUUACAACUAUUUUUUAAGUUAUUCACCAUUUUGGAUCUGUCAUUUUAUAAUUUAAAUUAUCAAAAUUUGAUUCAGGUUCAGCAACCUCUCAAAAAUAUCCACAUACCUAUAUGCAAACAAACACGUUUUAUAAAAAAAUUCGGAUUUUACAACUACUUUUUAAGGAUUUUUAGGAAAAAAUCCGCCAUUUUGAAUUUGCAAAUUGUAAUGUCAGAUUCGGGUUCAACAUAAUGAAAACUAAAAUAAAAACAUUUUUUAUCAAAAUAAAAUGUUGAAUUCACCCAUAUUCUUAACAUUAUUUAUACAAAACAAUUGCUAUUGUUUAAACAAUUAAUAAACAAUUAGCGGCGAAAUUUGUGAGUAGAACUUUUUACUUUAACAUAUUUAUAAACUAACAAAAAAAGUUUUAGAAAAAUAUAACCUUGUUCGAUUUUUUCCGAAACAUUGUAUCUUUUCGUUCUAAUUGCACUCCCCUAUUAUAGUAGUUCAGAGAAAUAAGGAAAAAAAAUAUCCUGUUCGUGACACAACCCCCUCCAGGCCGAAACCAAAUUUUUUGAGUAGUAUGGACAUCUAUAUUCAUAAUCUAUAUGUUUCCUGCAGCCGAUUUUGAUGAUAUACAUAGUUAUAAACAAAUGAAGAUCAAAAAACGGUAAAUUUUCGCCUUUUUCGUCUAUAACCAAAAAGUUAAGUAUUCUAAACAAAUUUGAGAGUGAGAAACUCAUAAACCGUAUAAAAAACUUUAACUUCAAUGUCUAUCCUUAUUGGUUGCUUAGAAAAUUGCAAAAUAAAUCAAAAUUUUUGAGUUUUUACAAAUAUUCAUAACUUAUGUAAAAAUUAACUUAGAACGUUCUUAUUACACGGAAUGCUGAGACUUCUGGUGCUUAAAUCAUACCCUAAAUUUCACAGCAAUUGGUCAAAUAGUUUAAAAGGUAUUUAAUUUGUUUAUCCCCAAUUAAUUUUUUUGCAACGCUAUAAGUCAGAAAAUGAUGAAUUUACAGUAAUACUUUGGAUAGUUUAUGAAAGAAGAAAAUUUAUACUAUUAAUUUAAUUUAAAAAAAAUGACAAAAAAUAAUUCUAAAUACUGCAAAAUUAUUUUGCAAAAACAUGUGAUUUAAAAAAAAGGGGGCUAACUUCGUCCCUAAGUGUCCUAGGACAAUUGUUUUUCUUUCUAAAUGUGUAUAAAAAUUCAGUCUUUCCAAAUAUGAAAAAAUAAUUUUUCUACUGCUAUUGGUUAAAAAGUUAUUCUAAUUGUUUAUAAGUAAGCAAAAAAUCGACGUCUUUUUGCAAAAUAAUAAUUAAGUCAAUAGUAUAAGUGUUCUUCUUCCAUAAACUGAUCAAAUCUUACAGAACUACCAGUUGAUCUUGUAAAACUUUUUCCCGUUGAUUAUAUGCAUGCAGUUUGCUUGGGAGUUAUGCGAAAGCUACUGAAUUCAUGGAUUUGUGGUACACUCUCUGUAAGACGAUCAUCUAAACGUGUUCAGAUAUUAUCUAAAAAUUUGGUAUCUUUGAAGGAGUAUACCCCUGUUGAAAUUAACAGGAAACCAAGACAACUUUCUGAAUUAGCUCGUUGGAAAGCUACUGAAUUCAGAACCUUUUUAUUAUACUUGGGACCUUUUGUUUUAAAAAAUGUCAUUGACAUUGGUAUUUACGAACACUUUUUACUUUUUUAUUGUGCAAUUUUUAUACUUAUUUCUCCUAAACUUAUUGUUGACCGUAGAACUGAAUUACCACGAACAUUUUUAGAUACUUUUGUUUCACAUUGCAAACAUGUUUAUGGUGUGGAAUACUUAAUUCAUAACAUUCAUAGUUUAACACACCUUACAGAUGACGUUGAAUUUUUUGGAGCUUUGGAUAAUUUUUCUGCCUUUCCGUUUGAAAAUUAUUUAGGUCAGCUGAAAAAGUUAAUCAACAGUUCAAGCAAACCUUUGCACCAAAUACAUAAUCGGCUAAUUGAAACAAAUAUCUCUCUAUAAUAAGAAAUCUCUUGAUUUAUUGUAUGUACAUCCAUCUGGCCCUAUUUUAAAUGUAAGUAAAUGUUAUGUACCGGGUGUCCGAAUAAGAAUGGCCCUCGGCCAUAUCUCAGGAACCGUUUAUAAUACAGAUUUGAGAAAAAAAAUAUUUAUAACAAAAGUUGCCUCGGGAAAAGCCUGGAAAUUAUUUUCAUAAUUGUAGGUUUACC